Molecule: messenger RNA, 5865 nt
Organism: Colletotrichum scovillei
Lineage: Eukaryota; Fungi; Ascomycota; Sordariomycetes; Glomerellales; Glomerellaceae
Exons: 3
Coding region: 1671-5177 (1168 amino acids)
Biological process (GO): intracellular signal transduction; protein phosphorylation; microtubule cytoskeleton organization
Cellular component (GO): cytoplasm
Molecular function (GO): ATP binding; protein serine/threonine kinase activity; tau-protein kinase activity
Source: RefSeq, a predicted model, not a curated record
CCUGCAAGUACACGAUACCCCCUGGGGCCUACCUUGGUACGGAGUACGUGGUAAGGUAUUCGACCAGGGAAUCUCUCAAUCGCGCGCUUUCUCUGCUGGCUCUGCGUCUGCCUUUCUCGCGCCCGCCGCCCGCUCACUCACACCCACUCUCUUGACGUCUCUGCUCUCUUUUCGAGACUGACUGACUGACCGGCGACCUGGAGCUUGUCUGUUCCAAUUCUUGCGCUUCCGUUCCUCGUUGCGCGCGCUGUUCCAAAUAUCGGGUGCACUCAGUCUCCAACCUUGGACCAGCUCCAUCCAGCUCGUCCCAAGUCUCAUCUCUACAAUUUUAUUCUGACGAGCACGAAGACGUCUGACCGUUCGUUCCUCCUAACUAUCUCUCUUCCUCUCUUUCUCUCCCUCGCCGAAAAAAAAAAAAAGCCAAGACGAGGCCCAUUCCCAAUCCCGCCUGUCUCUCUUCUCUCAUUCUGGACUGGUUCGCCCUCAAUUGCCCUCCACAUCUCAACUCCCACCGCCUCUCGCUCCCAAAGUCCAACUUGGGCUCUCACCGCGCAUUACCUCAUCCCGCUUGUACCUGGAUUCGCUGCACCAACGUCUCCGUUUGGCCUGCGUUGGCCGUGUCUGGUGUUGUUUUUCUGACCGGCGAUCCAACUCGCUCCGAUAGUCUGCCUCUAGUUUCGAGCCCGCCGAGGUAGAGAAGCGCGCCAUCGACAACUUCAACCGUCGACAAGAAAGCCUACAAUCAGACUCGGGCCUCCCGCACUCAUUAUCGUCUUACUCUUCUCGAUCUGCUGGCGAUAGCUCCCUCUGAUCGUUCGAAGCCAGACCAGAUAAGACUUGAGUGGCUCGGUAAAAGGGAAUUGGUUCCUAUCAAAACAUACUGGUUUCCGACCGCCAUACUGCAUCCAGCCUGCCUCUUCAUCCUCGACUAGGGUCACCUCACCGACACACACGACUGACUGGAACUGGAACUGUUUUCCUACCGCCCAUUCUUCCUCCUGUCUGCACCCCCGUCUGGUCUCAGACGGUGUCAAAGGACAUAGGUUCAAAGCCAUAGGUAUCAAUCCGUCGCACAGCCUUUCACCACAGUAGAGUGUGUACGUGCACCACUGCCCCUUUGUCGCGUCACUGUUCCCAGUGUUGUUGCUGCAUUGACUCGACUCGAUUUUACCGCCCCAAAACGAUCGUCGCCGACAGAUUUCGUCAGGGUCGAGCUACAGUAAACAACAAAUCGCAACCAUCAGCCAAGGGGGGGAAAGAAAACAAUUGACCCCUUCCGCCCACACCAUGAGAUAGACUGGCCCAAUUCAUUGGUACACCAGACACUCACAACACGGCCUAUCCAAGGACCCUAAUACCUCCAAUCGGGCUUGUCCGUCCCAUACCAAUUCAGGGCGAAUUAAUUCCUGCAGCUCAAUAAUUCCAGCGUCCUGAAACCUGGUGCCCAGCGAGCAACUUUACCUCGCUGAACAGCAUUCGCUUACGGACCUCUUUCUCGCUUCUCAAUUCUCCGCCAACAUACCAGCCUCCCUUGACCCCCUUCCAAAACGCACCAACAUCGCAGACCGACAUCUUAGCGACAAUCGCGGGACCAAAACACGCCAGACUAGGACCGCCGCCCAGUCGAACUCUAUUUCCUUGCGCGCUUGCGUUUCCACUGUCGCAAAAGCAUGUCCUCUGCCGCUUUGCAGCCUGCCCAUCACACAUCAGCUUUGGCAUCACCGCCUUUGGUUGCAGCCUCACCGAGUAGCCGGCAGUACACGUCGAACCACUCUUCCCCAUCUCGCGAGGCGUACAAUGCCAAUUUGCAACACAACUUUGCCUCUCCUGCAUCGUCACAACGCCCUCCGAGCCGACCGAGCGGAAACGGCGCGUCUGUAAACACUCAGGACUCAACUUCGCCCAUGACGUCCCGAGUUGUCCCCGCCAACCCCGUCGCCGUCGCGCCCUCUUCCCCAGACUACCAAUCCUCAUCCUCCGAACAACGAAGAAACAUGCCACCAGUCGCCCCCCCUCGGACGUCCUCGACGAAUUACUCGGGCGCUACUACCACUACGACCACCACAAAAAGACGCGAUCACGCUGCCGAGAAGGCGGCAUCGUCACCGCGACGCGGUCAAGCAGACGGAACGAAUGGUAAUGUCGAUUAUACCUACUCGGACGACGGUUCUGCUUCACGCAGCAGAAGAUCGCAUCAACAAAUGCCUCCUGAUUCUCCCCACCGAUCGAGCGGCAACCGGCCUGGGAGUCAGCCGACGGUGAUUCCCGUACGAUCGCAUGCACCUCAGACAACAGCAUCCCCAAAGCAGCCCACGCGCGAAGCAAGCGAGGUUCUCAAUCGAAUGGUGGUCUCUCAGCCCGAAGUAGACAUCGCUCGCGAGAAGGAACGACUAGCAGAAGCUCAGUCUACCCGCAUAGGAUCAUCACAUGAUGACGCCGCACCUCCUCCGAUCGGUAUGUCCGAGCAUGAUGACAGCAGACGUGGAGGUAGAAGCCGUCAUGAUCAUUCCGGGAAGCGUGAGAAGGUGGUCAGAUUUGGCGACUACGUUCUUGGAAAUACCAUCGGCGAGGGCGAGUUUGGAAAAGUAAAACUUGGCUGGAAGAACGAUAACAAUGUGCAAGUCGCUAUCAAGUUGAUCAAGCGGGAUAGUGUCGGCAACAACCCUUCCAGAUUGGCCAAGAUCUAUCGCGAAAUUGCGAUUUUACGGGGCAUUUCUCACCCUAACAUCGUUCGCCUUCACGAGAUGGUCGAAACCGAGAGGCACAUUGGUAUCAUUCUCGAAUACGCCUCUGGUGGUGAGCUGUUCGACUACAUCCUGAACCAUCGCUAUCUGAAGGACAAUGCCGCGCGAAGGCUGUUCGCCCAACUAGUGUCUGGUGUCGGCUAUUUGCACAAGAAGGGCAUCGUUCACAGAGAUCUCAAGCUGGAGAACUUGCUUUUAGACCGGAACCGCAACAUAAUUAUCACCGAUUUUGGUUUCGCCAACACCUUCGAUGCCGAGGAAGAGCUUUCCGAAGAGGAGGAGCUCAACCUCAGCGACCGUGACUUUGUCAAGAAAUUGGGACUGGAUAGAGUCAAGACCAAUGGCACAAGGAAGGGCGAUUUGAUGCAGACUAGUUGCGGCAGUCCCUGCUAUGCUGCGCCAGAGCUUGUUGUGAGCGAUUCUCUAUACACUGGCCGCAAGGUUGAUGUAUGGAGUUGCGGUGUAAUCUUGUACGCGAUGUUGGCUGGCUACCUUCCCUUCGACGACGAUCCAGCGAACCCCGAAGGCGACAACAUCAACUUGCUGUACAAGUACAUUGUCAACACGCCUCUGACUUUCCCCGAAUACGUCACUCCUCAUGCUCGCGACCUUCUCAGGCGAAUCCUUGUCCCCAACCCCCGGAAAAGAGCAGACUUGUUCGAGGUGGCUCGGCAUAGCUGGUUGAGCGAGUACGCUCAUGUCGUGGAGUUCAUUACUAGUAGCACCACCACACCCAACCAGAUCCAGAACACGACGGUGCCCUCCGAAGACGACGACUUCGCAGAGGCAUCUGGCAUCGGACGAAGCGCCUCGGUUCGCGAAUCCUCCAAGACGAAAGCCAACACCCCGACAUCGGUGGGAGGUCUCGCCAGCAAACACGCCAAGAUCGACGCCGACGCCGAGGCAGCAGCUAUUGCCAAGGCGCACAAAGAUAACAAACGUCGCACGGUGCAGGUAGAGUACGUGGCGCCGACGACACAGACACAAAGAGGAGAGGCUGCUGCAGCAGGAAGUAAGUCGAGAGCGCGUUCGAGCAGCCAAGGUCCAGUAGAGGUUGCGGAGAAUCAAAACUCCCAGGAGAAACCCCUUCCUAGAGAUCCCCCUGUCUCGAGAGAUUCGUACAGAGCCAGUCGACAAGGCACGCGCCCUCCUAGUGCCCACCGCAAUACUGCAGCCGCACCCUCGAGACCGACUCGCGACACUCGUACGACCUCUGAUAACGCCUUCACGCCUUCAGGAUCAGCUGCACAGGCUUCUGGAAGACCUCAAACUGGCGGCUCAAUGGCAUCAGGCUCAAUGGGACUGGGAGCUGGAGCUCGUGGAUCGUACGGCCAACCAAUCCCCCCGGCCGUCGCAGGUACUAAUGCUCAUGGAAGGAUUCAACAACCCACUACCCAGGAUUCCCAGGCUAUGGGACGACCCAGCGUCAGCGUGCCGCCAAAGUUUGCCAAGGUUGCCGGGUUCGCCCCAGAACAACAAGCCGCUCAGAGCCAGACGCCUCCUCAGUCAAGCGAUGGCAGAGGCCAUGGUCACAAGCGUUCCAACACCAUCGGCUCCCUACUGGGUCGGAACGGGUCAAUCUUUGGGGGUAAGAACCGCAAGAGACCUGAAUCUCAGAUCGCAGACAAGAGCCGAAAGUACCCUCCAGUCAGCAUGCCUAACAACAUGCCUGCUGACGGUCAGCCCCGCCCUUCGAUAGACUCGAGAGCCUCACGGCGAUCCUUCUCUUUGGGUCUCGGAAAGAAACGCAGCGGUAGCAUCACUGGCUCCCAGACCUCCCACGAGAAGCAGAAUAGGCGAUUCUCGUUGAUCCCGCAAUCAUUCUCGCUGAAGGCUAUUGGCAUUGGCAGAGACUACGAUCGUCCGCCGUCUGAGCCCCAGUCUCAACCCGACCUUCCCAUCCAAGAUCCCCCUGAAGUUGACGAGCAUGGAAGAUACGUCGACUCACGGGGACAGUCUCGAGGUUAUGAUGGUGGAUAUGACCAGGGUUACCGACAGCCGCCAGGCUCUAGCUCUGCUCCCCAGUUGUCACGUCAAGAGUGGCAAGAUCAACAGCAGCAGCAAGGCUACCAGCAGCAACAGCCGCAGCAACAACAACAGCACGUGGGCCCGAUUGGUCAGCCUAGUGCAGUACCCGCCUACAUGCAGCAGGGUACUGGCCUAAACACCGGGUCGGAGUCUUCAUUCGAGAAUGCUCAGAACCGAAGACACACUGGUGCUCCAUACAACGCCAGCGGAUACUCUGAGUCUGAGGGUUAUGACGGUCAGCAGUUCGGCUCGUCCCGCGGGAAUGGCCGGUCUGGCGUGCUGCAGAAGAAUAAGAGAUUCGAGAGCGCAGAGUACGGUGGCCAUCAAGGCAGCAGCGGAGCCGCCAAGAGAGUUAUGGACUUUUUCCGCAGACGCGGCAAAGCGAGAGGUGGCGACGACAGGUAGAACACUCUCGAAGCCCUCGACUGCUCGCCAUCUACCGGUUCAGGAUCCCGGCCCUUGUGCGGGCCCCGGUCAUCACAAAUGAGUCUGUCCCCGACACGCCCAGUUGAGCGGUGACGACAUUGUCUAUAGGACGGUGCGCGCCUCGUCUUUUGAGAUUUUUGAGGUUUUAAUGUGUGAAUACCAGCAAGCAGGACACGUUGGUCGCUUGGCAUCGUUAGUGGAAGUUGAUGGCCUGCUGCAUGGUUGGCGAAACUGGCAUAGAAUGUUGAGAGGAGUUCUUUUUUUUCCACAGUCCUCUCUCGUGUAAUCAGGGAAGUUUGGUGGUGUUUAUUGCGUCGGUUCAUGGGAUGGGGGGUUGUUCAGAUACAGAGAAGGCUUGGUGGUUUUUCUUCCCUCACCCCUUUUUCGAAAAUGGGCCUUUUUUUUAUUCUGGUUGGUUUAACUUGUUCAUUUUCCCUCUAAUUUGAUGGCAUCACGUCGGUAAUCGAUUGAGGUUGCUGGCGGCGGCAAAGGCGUAUGGGAAUACAGAAGUAGAGAGAGUGAGAGUGAGAGAAAUUCAGAGAGCGAAGAGAGAGAGAAGAACCGACGUGUGAGUUGUUGACGUUAUUGUGUGAUGAAAGUUGAAUACUGUAGUGAGUGAGUGGCUGGCUGGCAUCGACUGGCUGGUUGCGGAUGUGCAUUGUUUAGU